Balaenoptera musculus (blue whale) is the source of this 603-nucleotide messenger RNA. RefSeq names its product ribosomal protein S24 (gene RPS24). The transcript has 8 exons. Gene Ontology annotation, molecular function: structural constituent of ribosome. Gene Ontology annotation, cellular component: ribosome. The record is from RefSeq and is a predicted model, not a curated record. Bases 84 to 482 code for a protein of 132 amino acids. Gene Ontology annotation, biological process: translation. NCBI's taxonomy places the organism in Eukaryota, Metazoa, Chordata, Mammalia, Artiodactyla, Balaenopteridae.
GUCCUUCCGUGAGCGUUGAUAUGAUUGGCCGGCGGAAGAUAGUUCUCUUUUCCUUCCUGGCUGCUUGAAGAUCAGCCGCCAUUAUGAACGACACGGUAACUAUCCGGACAAGGAAGUUCAUGACCAACCGACUACUUCAGCGGAAACAAAUGGUCAUCGAUGUCCUUCAUCCUGGGAAGGCAACAGUACCUAAGACAGAAAUUCGGGAAAAACUAGCCAAAAUGUACAAGACCACACCAGAUGUCAUCUUUGUGUUCGGAUUCCGAACCCAUUUUGGUGGUGGCAAGACAACUGGCUUUGGCAUGAUUUAUGAUUCCUUGGAUUAUGCAAAGAAGAAUGAGCCGAAACACAGGCUUGCAAGACAUGGCCUGUAUGAGAAGAAAAAGACCUCGAGAAAACAGCGAAAGGAACGCAAGAACAGAAUGAAGAAAGUCAGGGGGACUGCAAAGGCCAAUGUUGGUGCUGGCAAAAAGAAGAAAUGAAGUGCCUAGCAGUGAGCUGGAGAUUGGACAACAGAAGGAAUAAAGACUCUGCAGUGACUGUGUCUGUGGUGAUUGUGCAGAUUUUUCAUGAGAGAGUUAAUAAACUAAGACUUUUUACAUA